AUGAGAUACUAUGUGGCCCAGGAGGUGGCCUCGUGGAUCCACCCGGUGACCCGCCGACGCCAUUAUGGAGUCCCACUGCAGGCAUUCCAGGUGGCCGUCCACCCACGUAAGCACCGACAAGCACGAAGGCGGGAAACAGGUCGCACCGACUUGGGCACACACACCCACUUCUACACAUGUGGUAAGGAGACUGCCAGGCAACCCCAAAGCCCCAGCGACAUACCCGAGCACAGCACCUCAUACCAGCAAGCCACCAUGUGGCAACCAGGGGCUGGAGUGGAACAUCAUGCCGCGGCACGGGAGACAACUAAGCUACACCAAGCCGGGGAUGGACCCGCAACUGAAGAAUCCAAGCUGGUCGAUAAGACUGUCUCCACAACAAGUAUGCGGGGUCAGCUGACUUUGGACUAG
Messenger RNA from Pelobates cultripes (western spadefoot toad), 411 nucleotides. The record is from the annotation of a GenBank genome assembly. Lineage: Eukaryota; Metazoa; Chordata; Amphibia; Anura; Pelobatidae.